Astyanax mexicanus (Mexican tetra) is the source of this 1378-nucleotide messenger RNA. RefSeq names its product NSA2 ribosome biogenesis homolog (S. cerevisiae) (gene nsa2). Gene Ontology annotation, biological process: maturation of LSU-rRNA; maturation of 5.8S rRNA. The transcript is spliced from 6 exons. The coding region runs from base 151 to 933 and encodes 260 amino acids. Gene Ontology annotation, cellular component: preribosome, large subunit precursor; nucleolus. NCBI's taxonomy places the organism in Eukaryota, Metazoa, Chordata, Actinopteri, Characiformes, Acestrorhamphidae. The record is from RefSeq and is a predicted model, not a curated record.
CCUUUUAAGCGGGGCGACGGGCAAAGCAACAUCGAGACCCGAAAGUCCGAAACAAAAAAGGAAAAAACGCCCUUUAUAACAACAGAAAUCAACCAACACACGUUUACAGCCUUUACCUUCUUUCUGAAGACGUGAAAACCACCGCCCAAAAUGCCACAGAACGAGCACAUAGAGUUACACCGCAAGCGCCAUGGGUACCGGCUCGACUACCACGAGAAGAAGAGGAAGAAGGAGAGUCGAGAGGCGCAUGAGCGCUCGCACAAAGCCAAGAAGCUCAUUGGUCUAAAGGCCAAAUUGUACCACAAACAGAGACAUGCUGAGAAGAUUCAGAUGAAAAAAACCAUUAAGAUGCAUGAGAAGAGAAGCACCAAACAGAAAGAUGAUGAGAAGACUCCUGAGGGAGCUGUACCAGCCUACUUGCUUGACAGAGAGGGGCAGUCUCGUGCUAAGGUUCUCUCCAACAUGAUUAAACAGAAGAGGAAGGAGAAGGCUGGGAAGUGGGAGGUGCCACUGCCAAAGGUUCGAGCUCAGGGCGAGACUGAGGUUCUGAAAGUCAUCCGUACUGGAAAGAGACAGAAGAAGGCUUGGAAGAGAAUGGUCACCAAAGUCUGUUUUGUAGGAGAUGGCUUCACACGCAAACCGCCCAAAUACGAACGUUUUAUCAGACCUAUGGGUUUAAGGUUCAAGAAAGCUCAUGUCACUCAUCCAGAGCUUAAGGCCACCUUCUGUCUGCCCAUCCUGGGUGUGAAGAAGAACCCCUCCUCACCUCUCUACACCACACUUGGGGUCAUCACCAAGGGAACAGUAAUCGAAGUCAAUGUCAGUGAACUUGGGCUGGUCACACAGGGUGGGAAGGUCAUCUGGGGUAAAUACGCUCAAGUGACAAACAACCCAGAGAACGACGGCUGCAUCAAUGCGGUGCUGCUUGUAUAACACAACUCUGAACUGUUAAACAAACUGUGCCUGUAAGUGCAACUUGGACUGGACCCAGUAAUCAACAUUUCUAUUGGACAUGCUGAAGAAUAACAUUCCAGCAUGUGUGGGAGGAGAUGGAUAAACGAGCCGAUCGCUGCGCCUUGGACAACCAGAGUGGACUGCCAAAAAACAUCGUUUGAAGGAUUAAACCUAGUCUUAGACUACAUUAAUGCUUUCUGCUGAAAGUAACAUUUAGUCUAUGACCAGGUAAAAUACUUGUUUUGGCAAAUACAGUAACUGUUCCAUUUCACACUUAAUUCAGCUUAUCGCUCCUCUUCAAGUUCUGGGGUGUGAGUGAAAUGAAAACCAGUUUCUGUGGUUCUUCAGUUCUGGUGUUUGAGAAUCUUGUCAUUGUAACCUGUAUAAAUAAGAGCUUGUGAAAUAAAAAUUUCACUGUGUGGAA